AUGAAGCUGUUUCUCCUGCUUCUCGCCAUAUCUCUGGUGACGGACCUGGCGAGGUCAGGUCUUUUCUGUGCUCCUGACUCCUCGAUCUACGUCACUGGUGAGCAGAAAUUAAUUUUCAUCACUUUUUUCCCCCUUUUUUGGCCAGGCAAAAAUCCUGUCCUUCAAUGCAUGGGUACCAGAGGCUUCUGUAGGUCUUCCUGCAGAAAGGAUGAGCAACCCUACUUCUACUGCAGAACUUACCAGACCUGCUGCCUCCAGCCCUACGUGAGGAUCAGCCUCACCAGUGCAGAUGACAACACCGCCUGGUCUCAUGAGAAACAAUGGCCCAAAAUACCGUGAAUGCUGGUGAACGCCAUGCCCGAUCUUCCAGGGAAGCCCUCCCUGCUGUCCGCUUUCUUAUUAAAACUAAUGCACUUGACAUUGCUUGUGUGUCCUUCCUUCACUGGAGAGAGAUUGGGCUUUGCGCGGUGAGAUGUCUGUCCCAUUUGGAUGCAACCCCAUGGGAGAAGGGUCCAGGCACCCGAAGGACUUUCAGAGAGG
Molecule: messenger RNA, 540 nt
Organism: Peromyscus californicus insignis
Lineage: Eukaryota; Metazoa; Chordata; Mammalia; Rodentia; Cricetidae
Gene: Defb119
Product: defensin beta 119
Exons: 2
Coding region: 1-339 (112 amino acids)
Biological process (GO): defense response to Gram-positive bacterium; antifungal innate immune response; defense response to Gram-negative bacterium
Molecular function (GO): lipopolysaccharide binding
Source: RefSeq, a predicted model, not a curated record